Nomia melanderi (Alkali bee) is the source of this 7130-nucleotide messenger RNA. Lineage: Eukaryota; Metazoa; Arthropoda; Insecta; Hymenoptera; Halictidae. The record is from RefSeq and is a predicted model, not a curated record.
AGAAACGAUCGUGCAACGAUGGUUCUUUAUUCCCCGCGACUCGACCGGAAAGGAAAUCGGAGGAACAGAAGGAAGCGAAAAGGCAGCAUCGCCCGGAGAACCACGGGAGACACGACUAACGCAAAUGCGGGCAACAUGGAUUCGCACGUUGGUCUGGACUACAUCGUGGACAACCCCGAUUACUGCGUAAAACUCGCGUCAGCUCUGGACACCGCCUGCCCAUCGGUGAAGAAACAAGUGGUGGAUCUGCUCUCGGCGCUUUGCGUUUACAGCCAGGAUGGAAGGCAGAGGGCCAUCGACACCCUUCACGCGUAUCAGGAACGCAAGGGCGAGCGAUACAGAUUGCGGAUCGUGGUCGACGAGCUUCGAAAGGCCACCGGAGAGGAUUACCGGACGGGGCUGCUGGCUUUCAUAAACUGCUUGGUGAUCUCCACGCCGGUGCUCAAGGAUCGCAUACGGAUCCGCAACGAGUUUAUUGGCCUGAAGCUCCUCCCGAUCCUGAACGAGCUGCGCCUAUGCGGAGCGCCGGAUCUGAGGGUCCAGCUCGACGUGUUCGACGACCAGCGGGAGGCCGACGAGGAGCUGUCGAACCACGGCCCGCCGGGGAUCGAUCUGUCCUCUCACGUGGACGUGUUCUACGCGAUUCUCGGACAAAUCGCGGACACCCCGCAGGAAAUACCGUUCCUCAGCGUUCUUCAGCAUCUGCUGCGGCUGGACCCGAAAGACCCCGCCAGCGACCUGGCAUGGGACACGGCGGAGACGCUGGUGCAUAGAGCGACGCUUUUAGAAAACCGAGAAGACGCCACGAAGUUGCUGCGAUCGCCCAGCCUCCAGACGAAUCUGUGCUGUCAUUGUAGAGGUAACGAACAAUCGUGCGGGACGUCCCGAAAGGCGUCGCUGCCGGUGAGCAGUCCGGCAACGGUGACGGCGACGGCGGCGCCGGCGUCGACGGCCGUGCCGUCCUCGUCGCCCUUGCCACCUCACGCGAGGCUGCUGCCGCAGCAGGAGAUACCCACCCCCAAGGCGAAGAUGAAGACCAUCAACUGGAACAAGAUACCGAAUCAUAAAGUAAUCGGCAAGCGAAACAUUUGGUCCCUGGUCGCGGACGAACACCAAAACUCCCCCAUGGCGGACAUAGACUGGGCAGAGAUGGAGGGACUCUUCUGCCAGCAAGUGCCGCCGAUGCUUCCGGCUAGUUCCUCCUGCUCCGCCAAUUACGGGGUCAACUCCGACGCGGAGAAACGGCGACGAGAACCGACCGAGAUCGCUCUGCUGGACGGUAAGAGGAGCUUGAACGUCAACAUAUUUCUGAAGCAAUUCCGAAGUUCGAACGAAGACAUUAUCCAGCUGAUCAGGGAAGGCGGCCACGAUGACAUCGGCGCAGAGAAGCUGCGCGGCCUUCUGAAGAUCCUGCCCGAGGUGGACGAGCUGGAGAUGCUCAAGAGCUUCGACGGGGACAAGUCGAAGCUCGGAAACGCCGAGAAGUUUUUCCUGCAGCUCGUCCAAGUGCCGAACUACAAGCUGCGCAUAGAGUGCAUGCUGCUGAAGGAAGAAUUCGCCGCCAACAUGGGCUACCUAGAGCCGAGCAUCAAUUCGAUGAUCCUAGCCGGCGAGGACCUGAUGACGAACAAGCCGCUCCAGGAGGUGCUGUACAUGGUCCUGGUAGCUGGGAACUUCCUGAAUUCGGGCGGUUACGCUGGGAACGCAGCCGGGGUGAAGCUGUCCUCGCUGCAGAAGCUGACCGAAAUCCGGGCGAACAAGCCGGGAAUGAACCUCAUCCACUACGUGGCUCUGCAAGCCGAGAGGAAGCGGAAGGACCUGCUGGACUUCGCGAAGAGCAUGAACGCGCUGGAAGCCGCGACCAAGACCACCACGGAACAGUUGAGCAACGAGUUCAACGCUCUCGACACGAAGAUCAAGAAGAUCAAGGCGCAGAUUCAACUGCCGUCCACGGAGAUCGACAUACAGGAGCAAAUGGCUCAGUUCCUACAGAUGGCGGAGCAAGAGAUGAGCCAGCUGAAGCGGGACAUGGAGGAGCUCGAGACUCUGAGGCGGUCGCUCGCGGAGUUCUUCUGCGAGGACGUGAACGCGUUCAAGAUCGAGGAGUGCUUGAAGGUGUUCCAUCAGUUUUGCCAAAAGUUCAAUCAGGCUGUCGCGGAGAACGAGAGGCGGAGGAUCCAGGAGGAGCAAGUGCUGGCCAGGCGCAAGCAACGGGAGGAGCAGCUGCUGGCCAAAAAGCGAUUACUCACGAAUCAAAUGGAGACGCCAGCCUCUGAAUCCGAGUCGAACUUACUCGAUUACGGUCUCUUUGAUCUCCAUACCGGUUUGCCUCAGAGAAAUUACAAUCGUAACGAUGCCAAGAUGAAGAGAUUGCAAAACGGAGGAGUGACGUCGGACGAGGAUGUCUCGAUCGCCGGAUCGCCGAGCAUACGACGACGUUUGGGUUCCUGUUCCGGUGGAACCGUCGACCAACAGUCUACCAAAGAAGAUUCUACCUAUUCACCAGACGUGACGCCGAACGGUACUCUACGGCGUCGCAGGAGCCGGAUACCGUGCGAGGACGACGAUGGCAAUUUGAUGGACUUCCUGAGGACCUCGGGACAAGACAACGCUCGCGAGAGGAAGUCCUGGGGUAGUUUAGACCGAUCGUGGGCUCGGCGAGCGCGAGGCCAGUCUCGCAGGAGCGACCUGCUGACGGCUGACUUCUCCACUGACAGAGAGAGGCCGAGCUCCCCUUCACCUUUGGUCGAAAACAAGCCGUUCUUGCAAGAAGAAGAGGAAACGAAGCCUGCAGGAAAAGCGUGGCGACAGAAGAUCGAGGCGUGGCUGUCGGAGAACGAGAAAGAAGAUCGCGCGGGCGAACAGCUUCAAAGGAAAGCGCGACAAUUGCACCAGGCGAAUCGACGGUCCUUCGAAGACUCGGAAAGCGAAGGCAAAACGAACACCCCGACCGAAACUAGUUCGACGCACGACCCAUGCUCUCGGAUAUACGACUGGCGACCGUCGGUCGAGAAGACGGACGUGAUGCGCACGAUGGAAGCCAUAGAAGAAGCCGAAACCCAUCCUUCGCAAAAGGAUAAAUCUCCCUGGAGGAAAUCCAGCUUGAACGUGCAGAACAGCAUGGAGGAAACCGACCCCCGAUACUCGCGUAGAUUAAGAUCGCGACUUGGCGGUACAGAGAAUGCUCUGACCUCCGGCACCUUGCAGUCGAUCAAAGAGGAAGACAGAAAGAAGAGCAGACCGAGCGACCCCGUGAACUUGGACAAUCCAGACGAGCUGACGAUCUACCUGCGUGAACCGUACGGCAGCUCCCAAGCGUCCGGAUCGCGGAGAUUCACGAAAUACAAGAAGGCUCCCGAAGAGGAGAGGAUCAGUGACAAAAUAGAGAUCGACUCGGACAACAUCGAGACGCCGCCGGCGACGAGGAAGCUGUUCAGUCCGCCGAAGGAAGUGAAGCCGGUGGAAAAGGAACCGUGCAAGAGGGAACGUUGCAACGGUUCCUUCCAGAGUCGCAACGAUGCUAGGAACGCAGCUGCGAAAACUACCAGCGCAGCCAGCACCGCCAACAGCAGCUCUAACAGCAACAGCGGUGAUUUUGGCACCGGUAACUUCGAUCGGUACUCGGCAACGAGGAGGACGCGAAGGUACAAGAAGGUGCAGGACUCGGAGAAGGAGUCGAAGCAGGACGCAGCUGCGGCGUCGGAGGAGAAACCGGUUGUCCAGCGGCCGCACACGUUGCUGCUGUCGGAGCAGGCAGCCCUGGACGUCGGCCCGGGCGCCGAGCAGCGCGCCGAUCACGACGCGGACGAGGAUUCGAUGCUGCGCGGCUGGCAGGAGAAACUGAAGCGGCGCGAGGCGGUGUCCUCGUUCGACAUCGACGCCGCGCUCGCGGACAUCGCCAGAUCGGGCGAGGACCUCCAGCGACUGUCGCGGCCGAUCGCGUUCACGCGCCGAAACUCGAGGCUGCCCGUCAGCCAGCCGCCGCCGGUGUUGGCGGUGACCAACACGGUGCUGAGUCCCGUGAUGCAGGAGUCCAGGCCGAGGGAGCCCUCGCUGGCCGUCCUCGCGGAGAGGGCGGUGACCAGCCGCGAACGCCAGAGGAGCAUGAUCGAUCCCAGCCAAGUGAAGGAGGCGAUCAGGCUGACCAGCAACCCGCCCAGCGAGGUGAACCAAACUCGAACCGGCGCGACGCAGCCGCCGCGCGAGCGGAGCCAGCUGGCCGAUCCGCACAGGCGAUCCACGAUGGAGGACAGCGGCGAGGACAGGACCGACUCGAACGAUCCGAACUGUCGACCGGUGGACGCCGAGGUCUACGAGACCUCCGCGGCCGAGGACGGGAAACGAGCGACGCCUCGAACGGAGAUCGGAAUCGUGCCGCAGCCGGUGAACGACAGCCGCGUCUUCCGCGGGAGAUACGUGCCCGAGAUAAACGUCACGUCCAGUGCUCUGGUCGCGUCCUCUCCCGGCAAAGGUCGGGACCAAGACAUGAACGACGAGGGUUUCGAGGAGUCUCAGAGUUUAGUCUCGGAGACGUUGAGCCAGGAGACGUCCUCCGGCAAUUACGAGACGGACACGCACGAUUCGACGCGUUGCUCGCCGGCGGAGCUGCAUUUCUCCGCGAAUGAGCCCGUUCACGCGCGCAUCGCUCCCGGCGGAGAGGAAAUGAAAGGCGGCGCGAAGAAGUCGAUGGAUCAGACGUUCGGCUCGUCGAUCAAGGGAUUCGCGAAGCGUACGGGCUCGACGAGGAGCACGGCCGAGAGGUCCAGCUUCCUGCCGAAGAGGACCAACAGCCUGAAACGCGACGGACUGAAUGCGAACGCGGGAUUCGUUGGAUCGAACGGUCAGCCUAGGAACGAAGUGGAGAGGUCAGGAUCCAGGAGCAGCUUGCGCAGCUCUAGGAGUUCAUUGAACAGCGCCACCUCGGUGAACACCGUGAGGAACUUGGUGCCGAAUCACGCUCGGCUUCGGACUUACACGUCCGCGAUCCGAGCGUUGACCAACGAUCUUCGUAAAAGUCCGUCGAGCACGCCUCUGCCGCCGAAGAAUCUUGAGAAGCGUCGCGCGAAUCCUCGCUCGACUGUUACCAGGAUACCCGCCAGCAGGAGCAGCAGCAGCGGAAGCAGCGUGGGCCCGGCUGCGGUUAACGUUAGAACUGCGAGGAGGUCUCUUGGGACGUCGAGCGACGCGCCGAAGGGGAACAAAGGACGGACAAACGGCUCGCUCGGCAGCAACGCCAGCAACAAUGGAAGCGGCACGCAACGGUCAUUGCUUCCAUUGGAUCGGUCGAACGUGGAGAAAAUACCGGCUACGAGGAGCAAGUUGAUUCACCCUCGAGCCAGCACGAAAAGCCACGGUUUCAUGAGACCGACCGCCGCGAGCGUGAACAAGGGCUCCAAUCCGAAUCUUCCCAGGAGUAUCAAAGGUUUGGUCAAGUGAUCGCUAUCAGCCACGCGUAACACAGUUUUUAUCCAACGUGACAGGAACUUGCGCGGCCCACCAACGAAUCGACUGAUCUACAUUACAAUUCGCUCCCACUACGUCAGGUUGUCCCAUACAUUUCCUACUCAAUGACAAAGUCUGUAGAUGUUUUGGAAAAACGGCAUUGCGAGGCUGCCAUAAAGAUGGAGGAGAGUAACAAACGAAAAUGGAUCAUAUAUAAUUCAAUAAUAAUGUGAGAAUAAAACGAAAGGAACUUAUGGGACAAGCUGAUACGUAUGAGCCGUUCAUAGGUCGAACAGACUAACUCCGUUUACUCGAAUCACUUGGAAGAAUGGCGCAGCGUUUAAUCGACACAUUGCUAACGGAAUCUUAUUUAUUUCAUUUAGUUUCUCUAUUUCUCGUUUGGUGGACUUAAUCGCUUUGGCAAACGAAUGGCUCGCACAGCGAUACGUCAACGAUCGUUACCCGGUCACCUACGGAUUUAGGGCAAAUUUCUUUUACGCGAACGAUAGUCAAACGAAACGCCUUCGCCGUUGUCAAAAAGAGAUAGACGAUAGAACGUCGCGUCGUCGUUUAUAAUCAUACACCUUCGGGCCAACACUUUUAAUCGUAUUAACACAAGAUGCGCGACGGCAUCGCGCGUACCAUUAAUAUGAUUAUAAUAAUUCCUUCCAGUCUCUUAGGACGCAUUUACAACUAUGUAAUAUAUGUAUAAGUGUACUAACUAAACGUGUACGACGUAUGUAAGUUUCACGGCCGGCGGCACGCAAGCUGUGAGCCAUGACGAUCGUUAGUAAAUUAACGAAUUGAAUAAACGUAAUUUAAUUUUUGUUCGAAGCGAGAUUUCCUUCUAUCGGGUGUCGUCUGUCGAGACGCGCGUCGGGCCGUGGUAAGUGACGUCAGAACGAACAGAGAAAUUCCUCGUGCGAUCACGCUCUCUCUCUCUCUCUGGUUUCAUCGUUUAUCGUUAUAUUAGCAAACAACGGAUAUCUACAUACAAUAUGUUACACAACGUAAACGCAAAGAGUGUUUCCCGACACGCUCGCGAGUUUCUCACGCGAAAGCGAAACCGAACGAAGAGCUCGCGUGAACAAUUAAAUAUAAAUACUAAUACUAUUUAUAUGAUCCUCGGUGUAACGGUGAAUAGUCUUCAACGAGAGUCUGUAAACGAAUGUUCGAGAGUAUCCUAAACGGAUCGGACCACGGAAACCAACGGAGGAGACAAAGGAGGAACGUCCACGUCGUUUACGCAUUCUCUGUACGGUCACGGAAGCCCAGAGACACCGGACUCUCCGGCGCAAGAAUAAACUCGAACUGCAAACCGAGCUCUUCCUCCACGACAAUCUCGAAUUCCCGGAUGAUCUAGGGAACAGAAGAUUCGUGAUACACAUUGGAGCAAUUAUGGUGCCACUUGGGUCACAAGCGUAAUAGAACUUUGGUUGUCCAAAGUAAUUGGAACCAAGGUGGUUAGGAUAAUCAAAGGGUACAGCUAGCCAAACUAAUUGGGAUCAAAGUAGUUAGGAUAAUGAAAGAGUAUAGUAGAACAUCAGUUCUCCAAACUAAUAGGGAUCAAAGUAGUUAGGAUAAUCAGAGAGUAAAAGUAGAACAUUAGUUAUCCAAAUUAAUUGGGAUCAAAGUAGUUAAGAUAAUCAAAGAGUACAGUAGAACAUCAGUUCUCCAAACUAAUAGGG